AUCAAAAUCCAUAGAUUGAAUCAUAAGGCCAAAAGUAAUUGGUUUUUGAAGAUUCAGGGAGAACAAGACAACUAAUUUUUUCUUUUUGCCGGGAAAGUGAUAGAAAAUGGGCGCCACUGAGGAACCAAUUCUCUCUAGGAUUGACCGUUUGGAUAACAUGUUGAGGCACAUAGAGGUAAUUAGAGGGUACAACCGAUCUCCAAAAAGCUCGUGUGCAUCGAGUCCAACAAGUGGAAGUGAUGGACGCGCUUCCUCCGUUGAUUUCUCUCCAAAGAGCUUAGAGAAGCACUGCCGUCCGAUUGAGACCGUUAUAAUGGAGACCGAAGUCAAAGGAACACUUAUAGAAAGGCUCAACCAAGUAGAGGAUCGGAUGCUUAAGCUAGAGGAAGAAUGGACGGUAGAGAAAAAAAUGGUAAAGAGGCCAAAGAAGGGUUUGAAACAGCUUGUGAAGCAAUGUAUGCACUCAAGAAAAGAACACAACAAGGACUAAUGAGAAGCAUGGGUCGAUUUUGUUGUACAUUUAUUUUUCUUUUUCAACUCUAGUAAAGCCACUUUUUGAGAUAAGGUUUCACUUAAUUUAACUUACAAUAGUAGUGUUAUGAUAUUUUCAUCAUGGUGGUUCCACUUCCUUUCGUGUGUUUUAUGAGGAUUACAUUAAGUUUUGAUUUAA
Cicer arietinum (chickpea) is the source of this 670-nucleotide messenger RNA. RefSeq lists its product as uncharacterized. The record is from RefSeq and is a predicted model, not a curated record. NCBI's taxonomy places the organism in Eukaryota, Viridiplantae, Streptophyta, Magnoliopsida, Fabales, Fabaceae.